Sapajus apella (tufted capuchin) is the source of this 3110-nucleotide messenger RNA. RefSeq names its product homeobox A5 (gene HOXA5). The transcript has 2 exons. Gene Ontology annotation, molecular function: RNA polymerase II cis-regulatory region sequence-specific DNA binding; DNA-binding transcription factor activity, RNA polymerase II-specific. Gene Ontology annotation, cellular component: nucleus. The record is from RefSeq and is a predicted model, not a curated record. Lineage: Eukaryota; Metazoa; Chordata; Mammalia; Primates; Cebidae. Gene Ontology annotation, biological process: anterior/posterior pattern specification; regulation of transcription by RNA polymerase II. Bases 1654 to 2799 code for a protein of 381 amino acids.
UUCGGCUUUGCCCCCUUGCCCUCACCUGCUCCCCAACUUUUCUCUCCGCCUGCUCCCAUCUGGGGGCUUCUGCAGCUUCAGGGGAGCUCGGAGCUUUGCAAGAGUCUGUGCAUUUAUUUCUUACAAAACAAAACCUCACACACAGCCAAUACCAGCGGUGGAGCGGGACGCACUGCACACACAGUCCCGCUCCACAAGGCUGCCCAAACCCGCUCCGGAGCUCCAGGGUGCGCCCUGAAUGCGUCCGGAGCUCCUGUGCUAGUGCCUCUGCGCUCCCCGACCUCGGGACAAGAGGCUACUAGGGAGGAAAGAGCCCUGGGCCGAGCCCGGUUUCUCGUCUGGGCGUCUCUGCCUAGGUCCCUCGCCAGGAGGUCCCGAAGGGCACCAUCAAAUCAUCUCUGGCCAGUGGAAAGAGGGGGUCUAAGUGCUGGGUCCCGGCGUUGUCUCGGCCUCCCAGGGCGCCUCCCAGAACAGGAAGCUUGAGGAACAAAGGGGGGCCCAACAGAGCCCAGUCUCUCGGCCUCGCUUGCGCAACCGUCAGUGGAAGAGAAGCUGCCUCAUACGAGGCGAGCUAACCUGGGCGCAAGUGGUACAGUACAGUCCGGGGACCGUCUGGGCUCCCUCAGGCUCCCGGCUCCGGAUUCCCGCUCCCUGACACCGAUAGCGCCCGCGUCGCCGCCACAGCAGCGUUCAGGACCCAACAAGGGGCCCGGGGCCAUGGAAGCCUCCAAAGUCCUGGCUUCCAGAGUUGCCAGGGGCGCCUGCAACACCGGGCCUCCAGCCGGGAGACUCCACUUGCCUGUCAGCUGUAUUUCUGAUUUACUUGUGUCUUUCGGAGCCCUGGAAAAUAACUACGGAGAUCCUAGGCACUGCCACGAAAUGCUUCCAUUAUCGCCCUCAUUUUACUCCUGGAGGUCUAAGCAAGACCCCAGUAACCCAGCCCGCGGAUCCUCAGACCCCAAGCAGCCUCUGUGGCUGCAAGGAGCCUGGGCCCACUCGCUGAGUUCAAUGGGAACCCUCCAACUUGGGGCCCGGCUGGCUCGAGGAACCAGACCCUGUGAUGAAGAUUUUCCAAGCUGGAUACGUAAGCAAAUCAAAUAGCAAACUAAUGACACGAAAACCAUACUCACAAGAAAGAAAAAUCGACUACGGUUAUAAAAGUGUAUGGAAUUUGACCUUGCUUUGGAAAAACACUACACAAAAGCUAUCUUUAAUAGACGCCUGUCAUUUAAGAGCGGCAGGGACACUGUCCCUCAUGCGCUAGCAAAAACAGAGCCGUAAUUGUAGCUGCUGCUGCUGCUGCGGGCAGGAUUUAUUUCUCCAAUUGGCUAAAUGGCUUUCCCCCUUCCCCGAAGGUGGUAUCUGUAUUUUCAAAAUUCAGAGCUGGCGGCAGGACGGGCAGAACCGACCCCAACCUCGACACAAAAAUAAGAGGCGCUGCAAAACGGGGGAAAUAAAGUUGUUGCAAAUAAAAUGCAGGUCACCACCUCCCCCCAAUCCUCUACAUCCUCACCCGGCGCGCGAUCGGCAGCUGACGGCCUAACAAUUGGUACAUCCUAAUGGAACUGCGAGGGAAAUGCAAUAAUUUUGCCAUAAUGGGCUGUAACCUCAAUUCGACCCCAGCCCUUGCAACCCCGGGUCGGAAGCGGGGCGAUGCGCCCUAACUCCAGCGGGUGGCGCUCGAGUCCGACUGAACGGCGGCAACGGGCGGCGGGCACGCGCCCGGGGCGCGCGCGCCAACCCUCUCGCCUCCACCCAACUCCCCCAUUAGUGCACGAGUUUACCUCUAGAGGUCAUCAGGCAGGAUUUACGACUGGACAACAAAAGCACGUGAUUCGAAGUCGUACCCCAUAUUUGGGUGCCUACGUAGGAGGGAACCAAGUACAUGGCCCAGUCAUUUCCAUAAUUCAUCAUAAAUUGUGCAAGGGUGCUAUAGACGCACAAACGACCGCGAGCCACAAAUCAAGCACACAUAUCAAAAAACAAAUGAGCUCUUAUUUUGUAAACUCAUUUUGCGGUCGCUAUCCAAAUGGCCCGGACUACCAGUUGCAUAAUUAUGGAGAUCAUAGUUCCGUGAGCGAGCAAUUCAGGGACUCGGCGAGCAUGCACUCCGGCAGGUACGGCUACGGCUACAAUGGCAUGGAUCUCAGCGUCGGCCGCUCGGGUUCCGGCCACUUUGGCUCCGGAGAGCGCGCCCGCAGCUACGCGGCCGGCGCCAGCGCGGCGCCCGCCGAACCCAGGUACAGCCAGCCGGCCACGUCCACGCACUCGCCUCCGCCUGACCCGCUGCCCUGCUCCGCCGUGGCCCCCUCGCCCGGCGGCGACAGCCACCACGGCGGGAAAAACUCCCUGGGCAACUCCAGCGGCGCCUCGGCCAACGCCGGCAGCACCCACAUCAGCAGCAGAGAGGGGGUUGGCACGGCGUCCGGAGCCGAGGAGGACGCCCCUGCCAGCAGCGAGCAGGCGAGUGCGCAGAGCGAGCCGAGCCCGGCGCCGCCCGCCCAACCCCAGAUCUACCCCUGGAUGCGCAAGCUGCACAUAAGUCAUGACAACAUAGGCGGCCCGGAAGGCAAAAGGGCCCGGACGGCCUACACGCGCUACCAGACCCUGGAGCUGGAGAAGGAGUUCCACUUCAACCGCUACCUGACCCGCCGAAGAAGGAUUGAAAUAGCACAUGCUCUUUGCCUCUCCGAGAGACAAAUUAAAAUCUGGUUCCAAAACCGGAGAAUGAAGUGGAAAAAAGAUAAUAAGCUGAAAAGCAUGAGCAUGGCCGCAGCAGGAGGGGCCUUCCGCCCCUGAAUAUCUGAGCGUUUAAAGUACUGAGCAGUAUUAGCGGAUCCCGCAUAGUGUCAGUACUAAGGUGACUUUCUGAAACUCCCUUGUGUUCCUUCUGUGAAGAAGCCCUGUUCUUGUUUCCCUAAUUCAUCUUUUAAUCAUGAGCCUGUUUAUUGCCAUUAUAGCGCCUGUAUAAGUAGAUCUGCUUUCUGUUCAUCUCUUUGUCCUGAAUGGCUUUGUCUUGAAAAAAAAAAAAAUAGAUGUUUUAACUUAUUUAUAUGAAGCAAGCUGUGUUACUUGAAGUAACUAUAACAAAAAAAGAAAAGAGAAAAAAA